UCGUGACCCAAGAUUUGUGGUGGGCUUCUUUCUACUGCUUUUAUUUUCUAGCCUCGCUCUCACUUUCUCCCCUCUCCCUUUUUUCCGCCCUUUUCGUCGCCAUCCCGUCUCUUCUCCUCGCGUUCGCUCCUCGAAGGGCCUGUUGAAGAUCGGACGGAUUACAUUUUGGCUGUCGGAUCUUUAUUGAAAUCCAGAGCUGAUGGUCGGAUUUGGAAGUUGAGGAGGAUUUGGAAGCGGGUUCUGGUUGGUAUCGACGAACUUGGUUGUCUUUUUUCCGCGUCCCUGAAGUGUUUGAGGGACUCGGAUUUGAGGCCAACCUUUCCAUUUAUUGAGCGACUUUCCGUGAUUUGAUGCCAUCUCUGGCCAAUCACUGAGGGGUCCUCUACGUUGCCGUGGAGGAUCCCGUUGCAGGAAGUAAUUUAAAUUAGGGUGGUGCUUACUUCUUGUUCUUGAAGAAAAAAGAAUUGAAUUGUGAGAGGUGGUUGUCUGACCCACGGCUGGAGAUUGCAAUUUUGUAUACGAGGUGAAGGGAUUCGAAGCGGGCUAAUUUGCCUUGGAGUAGCUGUUUGGCUGUCUCGUGCAAAAAUGUUUCCUCGGGAUGCGGAAAAUUCGCAUGUGGGAGCAAAUGUUGCUGGCGGUGUGUUAGCGCCCACACGGUUUGUGUGGCCUUAUGGUGGGAGAAGGGUCUUCGUUACCGGCUCUUUUACAGGAUGGUCCGAACAUAUUCCCAUGUCUCCUGUGGAGGGUUGUCCUACAGUGUUUCAGGUUAUUUGCAGAUUAUCACCAGGGUUACAUCAGUAUAAAUUUUAUGUUGAUGGGGAGUGGAGGCAUGAUGAACGCCAACCUUUUCUCAGUGGAAACUAUGGAGUAGUCAACACUAUCUGUAUACUUUCCGAGGCUAAUCCUUUGGCUGCAUUACCAAGCCCUGGGACGCCUAAUAACAGAAUGGGAAUGGAUGUGGACAACGAAACAUUUCACCAUGCAGCAGCAUUGCGAGAAGGAACCAUGCAAGGUGGCACUGUUAGGAUUUCGGAGGAGGAUAUAAAAAUAUCCCGCUCUCAUAUUUCUAUGUUCUUGUCGUCACAUACAGCUUAUGAUUUACUUCCUGACUCCGGAAAGGUUGUUGCACUCGAUGUUAAUUUGCCUGUGAAGCAGGCAUUUCAUAUUCUCUAUGAACAGGGAAUUUCUGUGGCGCCACUGUGGGAUUCUCUGAGGUGUCAAUUUGUUGGAGUACUAAGUGCUCUGGAUUUUAUUUUAAUUCUUCAAGAGCUUGGAAAUCGAGGCUCAAAUCUUAGAGAGGAAGAACUGGAGACCCAUACAAUAUAUGCUUGGAAGGAGGGGAAGCAUCAGCUUUUGGGGCAGUUAGAGAAUCAUGGCAAAUCACUUCAAAGUUGCAUGAUCCACGCUGGUCCAUAUGAUUCUUUAAAAGAUGUGGCUGUGAAGAUUUUGCAAAAUGAAGUCUCUACUGUUCCAAUCAUGUACCCAUCAGCACAUGAUGAUGGUUCAUUUCCACAACUAUUACAUCUUGCUUCUCUUUCAGGGAUUCUGAAACGUAUUUGCAGACACUUUAGACACUCUAUUAGUUCUUUACCUAUUCUACAACAACCUAUUUGCAAAAUACCAUUGGGUACUUGGGAUCCGCGAAUUGAGGACCAAAGUGGGCGCCCACUAGUUGUGUUAAGACAGAACAGUUUACUCAGUUUAGCCCUUUCUCUUUUGAUUCAAGCUAAAGUUAGCUCAAUCCCGAUUGUUGAUGAAAAUGAUUCCUUUGUGGAUAUAUAUUCCAGAAGUGACAUCACAGCAUUAGCUAAAGACAGAGUUUAUGCGCAAAUACACCUUGAUAAAAUGAACAUUCAGCAGGCACUACAACUUGGGCAUGAUAUGCCUUCUCAAGGGGGCUUUGAUGGCCAGAGAUGCCAGAUGUGCCUCCGCACAGAUCCUUUGAUGAAAGUGAUGGAGAGAUUGGCAAAUCCUGGGGUACGACGUGUUAUCAUAGUUGAGGCUGGAAGCAAACGUGUGGAAGGAAUAAUUUCACUGAGCGAUGUAUUCAGAUUUCUGCUUUGCUAGCCGAACACAUCCAAUGCUCUUGAGCAAUUGAGGCUGCUGCAGAACAUCACUUUUUGGUCAACAUUGUUGUUUCAGCCCAACCAUCUGAGAUUUAUUUCAUUGGAUAGGCCUCAGUGGUUAGAAGGCUACAGGGGUCUGUAAAUGUUUAGGAUGUUUAUUUUUUUUUUCUUUGUUAACCCUUGGUAUCCGCUGAUUAUCAUUGGUGUGUGAUACUCCCAUCAUGUGGGCUUAUAAGUGCUAUCACGUUCCAUUUUCUGCACAGAAAUGCUUCUAACAGGUCGGUAUGAGGUGUGGAAAGAAUGAUGUUGUUCGAUCUGAUCUUUUUAGUUGUAUCAGAGAGUGAGAUUGUUGGCCUGUCUCCAUUGCCAUAAACAACUUAUCCCGGUUUUGAACAAUAUGCUUGUGAUUUACUCUAAAA
Messenger RNA from Zingiber officinale, 2485 nucleotides. RefSeq names its product sucrose nonfermenting 4-like protein. Lineage: Eukaryota; Viridiplantae; Streptophyta; Magnoliopsida; Zingiberales; Zingiberaceae. Bases 586 to 2067 code for a protein of 493 amino acids. The record is from RefSeq and is a predicted model, not a curated record. The transcript has 14 exons.